Molecule: messenger RNA, 3085 nt
Organism: Pongo pygmaeus (Bornean orangutan)
Lineage: Eukaryota; Metazoa; Chordata; Mammalia; Primates; Hominidae
Gene: DUSP1
Product: dual specificity phosphatase 1
Exons: 4
Coding region: 1313-2416 (367 amino acids)
Biological process (GO): endoderm formation; negative regulation of p38MAPK cascade; protein dephosphorylation
Cellular component (GO): nucleus; cytoplasm
Molecular function (GO): MAP kinase tyrosine/serine/threonine phosphatase activity
Source: RefSeq, a predicted model, not a curated record
ACCCCCAGCCCAGCGCUUAGUGGGCGCUCACUCAGUAUACUGCCUAUUUGUAUAAUAAAGAAAGGGAUGGAGAGGCUCGGUCUGGAGCCAAGGUGACCGAAACGUGUCGGGCGGCCCCUGGGGGGCGCCGUCGAGUCGCGCUGCGGGUCGCCCCUCACCCCUCCAAACGCCAAACCCUGGAAUCCACUGCGGGGCCUUGUGACCCCUCACCGGGAUUUCAGCCCCCUGACUUGCCUCCCUUGGCUCCAAGUCUUCCCGGGGCCACAAGACUAGGAAUAGCAUUAUUUCCCGGUGGGGGUUUGCUUGCUUACACUUUCAUGGCAAAUGUUGAUAUUUUAGAGCCACCUUAAAGAAAGUCUGGGAAACAGGAAAGCAUUGCCCUGAACCUCUCCGCCCCAACUCGCUGGAGUCGGUCUUGGUAGGGACGACUUUUCUAUCGGCAGAGUUGUUCAUUUUUCUCUAAACUUCAUCUUAGGCGCCUCUUUGCUGCCCCCACCCCAGUAGUGUGGUUCUGGGCAAGUCUGUCGCUUCGCCUGGGGAAGCUCAGUUUCCCCGCCUGUUAGUGAUGAGGAAAUGAGAGAACGGGGCACAAGAGUAUGCAAAAGCACAGGAAGCCCCUUUCGGUUCAGGUCGGCGGCCGAGGGGCACGGGGAAGGGGGACUCGAGGAGGGAGAGAGGGAGGAGCGGCGAGGCCAAGGCAGGUGGCACGUCGCCCGUUCUCCCGGCCGCUCGCAUCCCGGAGGUCAGCCUCAGCUGGCAGCGAGCCCUCCUCCUCCCCGCUGGGCCUGGAACGCGGCGCGGGCCCGGUCCCUGGGGACGCGCCAAGAGCAGGUCGGACAGCAGCGCGGGGGCCGGGCCGCGAGCCAGCGCGCGGCGAGCGGACCCAGCUCCGAGGCUGAUGACGUCUUCCCCUCUGGCUCGGCGGCGCCUGGCCUGGCAGGGCGGGUGACGUCACCGCCCCGUCACGUGAUCACCAUUCAAACAAACACCCCCCUCCCCCUGAGCGCGGGUCUGGCCCGCCCCGUCCCCGAAAGGCCGCAUAUAAACGCGCUCCCCGGGCCAGGCUCGUUGCGAAGGACAUUUGGGCUGUGUGUGGACGCGGGUCGGAGGGGCAGUCGGGGAAACCGCGAAGAAACCGAGGAGCCCGGAGCCCCGCGUGACGCUCCUCUCUCAGUCCAAAAGCGGCUUUUGGUUCGGCGCAGAGAGACCCGGGGGUCUAGCUUUUCCUCGAAAAGCGCCGCCCUGCCCUUGGCCCCGAGGACAGACAAAGAGCACCGCAGGGCCGAUCACGCUGGGGGCGCUGAGGCCGGCCAUGGUCAUGGAAGUGGGCACCCUGGACGCUGGAGGCCUGCGGGCGCUGCUGGGGGAGCGAGCGGCGCAAUGCCUGCUGCUGGACUGCCGCUCUUUCUUCGCUUUCAACGCCGGCCACAUCGCCGGCUCUGUCAACGUGCGCUUCAGCACCAUCGUGCGGCGCCGGGCCAAGGGCGCCAUGGGCCUGGAGCACAUCGUGCCCAACGCCGAGCUGCGCGGCCGCCUGCUGGCCGGCGCCUACCACGCCGUGGUGUUGCUGGACGAGCGCAGCGCCGCCCUGGACGGCGCCAAGCGCGACGGCACCCUGGCCCUGGCGGCCGGCGCGCUCUGCCGCGAGGCGCGCGCCGCGCAAGUCUUCUUCCUCAAAGGAGGAUACGAAGCGUUUUCGGCUUCCUGCCCGGAGCUGUGCAGCAAACAGUCGACCCCCAUGGGGCUCAGCCUUCCCCUGAGUACUAGCGUCCCUGACAGCGCGGAAUCUGGGUGCAGUUCCUGCAGUACCCCACUCUACGAUCAGGGUGGCCCGGUGGAAAUCCUGCCCUUUCUGUACCUGGGCAGUGCCUAUCACGCUUCCCGCAAGGACAUGCUGGAUGCCUUGGGCAUCACUGCCUUGAUCAACGUCUCAGCCAAUUGUCCCAACCAUUUUGAGGGUCACUACCAGUACAAGAGCAUCCCUGUGGAGGACAACCACAAGGCAGACAUCAGCUCCUGGUUCAACGAGGCCAUUGACUUCAUAGACUCCAUCAAGAAUGCUGGAGGAAGGGUGUUUGUCCACUGCCAGGCAGGCAUUUCCCGGUCAGCCACCAUCUGCCUUGCUUACCUCAUGAGGACUAACCGAGUCAAGCUGGACGAGGCCUUUGAGUUUGUGAAGCAGAGGCGAAGCAUCAUCUCUCCCAACUUCAGCUUCAUGGGCCAGCUGCUGCAGUUUGAGUCCCAGGUGCUGGCCCCGCACUGCUCGGCAGAGGCUGGGAGCCCUGCCAUGGCUGUGCUCGACCGAGGCACAUCCACCACCACCGUGUUCAACUUCCCCGUCUCCAUCCCUGUCCACUCCACGAACAGUGCGCUGAGCUACCUUCAGAGCCCCAUUACGACCUCUCCCAGCUGCUGAAAGGCCACGGGAGGUGAGGCUCUUCACAUCCCACUGGGACUUCAGGCUCCUUGAGAGGAGAAAUGCAAUAACUCUGGGAGGGGCUCAAGAGGGCUGGUCCUUAUUUAUUUAACUUCACCCGAGUUCCACUGGGUUCCUAAGCAGUCAUGGUGAUGACUUAGCGUCAAGACAUCUGCUGAACUCAGCACAUUCGGGACCAAUAUAUAGUGGGUACAUCAAGUCCAUCUGACAAAAUGGGGCAGAAGAGAAAGGACUCGGUGUGUGAGCUGGUUUCUUUUUGCUCACCCCUGUUUUUUGUAGAAUCUCUUCAUGCUUGACAUACCUACCAGUAUUAUCAUUCCCGACGACACAUAUACAUAUGAGAAUAUACCUUAUUUAUUUUUGUGUAGGUGUCUGCCUUCACAAAUGUCAUUGUCUACUCCUAGAAGAACCAAAUACCUCAAUUUUUGUUUUUGAGUACUGUACUAUCCUGUAAAUAUAUCGUAAGCAGGUUUGUUUUCAGCACUGAUGGAAAAUACCAGUGUUGGGUUUUUUUUUAGUUGCCAACAGUUGUAUGUUUGCUGAUUAUUUAUGACCUGAAAUAAUAUAUUUCUUCUUCUAAGAAGACAUUUUGUUACAUAAGGAUGACUUUUUUAUACAAUGGAAUAAAUUAUGGCAUUUCUAUUGAAA